Nerophis lumbriciformis (worm pipefish) is the source of this 1380-nucleotide messenger RNA. Lineage: Eukaryota; Metazoa; Chordata; Actinopteri; Syngnathiformes; Syngnathidae. The record is from RefSeq and is a predicted model, not a curated record.
UAAAUGUCAGUCUUUCCGAGGAUUUCGCUAAGACCGGAGGUCGCCGAUUACCUGAAGGGAGUGUUUUUAAACAAGGAGUUGUUGGCAUCCAUUGGCAAGCAGGAAGCUGAACGCCAUUUCCAGACGCUUCUUUCCUGCCUGUCGCACCCUCCAUCUUACACCUGCGUCCGAACCAAUGUUCACCUGGCUUCGUUGGGGGAGAUCCGAUUAAAGCUUGGCGAGGAGCUAAAAAAGCAAACAUGGGGAUGUGAGGACGAGGAACUGGAGAUUGUUGCUCAUCCUGCAGUUCCAGAUGUGCUGCUCAUCCCUGUAGUCGGGCCCAGAUUAGUGCAGAAGCUCAGUUCUGUGGUGGUGGUUGGCACGCAGUGUGGCAACGCAGUACUGAGGGGCGCACAUGUGUUUGCCCCGGGAGUACUCGCGUGCCCAAAGUUCAUGAAGGCUGGUGACGCAGUUUCGGUGUUCUCCGAUGUUGAAGGAAAGUGCACCCGUGGAGCAUUUGGCUUUCACGGAAAGACGACAUUUGUGGGUAACGGAGUGGCAGAAAAGGACCGUACGGAGAUUUUCGGUGCUGGAGAAACUGCCAGGGGUGUCGGCGUUCGCAUGACGGAGCCACUGUACUGGAGUCCAUCCUUUGAUGGAGUUUUACCACACUUGGCCUUUUUACAGAACCUUCCAUCUGUGGUGGCGGGUCACGUUUUAGGUCCUCGUCCUGGAGAGCGCGUCUUAGACAUGUGCGCCGCCCCGGGCGGGAAGACGUGCCACAUCGCCACCCUCAUGAAGGAUCGGGGUGAAGUGGUGGCUUUGGACAAGAUCCGAAACAAGACCGAGCUGAUUCGCAAGAAUGCUAACAUAUUGCAGUUGCGUAGCGUCAAGGCGUUUUGCUUUAACAGCACUAAAGUUGUGAGCGAGGAUGUCAGCCAAGACACGGAAGGGCCGCCCUAUCCUCCUGAGAGCUUCGACCGCGUGCUGCUGGACGCACCCUGCAGCGGCCUCGGUCAGAGACCCAACAUGGCGAGUACUUGGACUCUUAAGGAAGUUUGCUCUUACCCUCCACUGCAAAGAAGCCUCUUCCACGCUGCGGUGCGUGCAUUGAAGCGCGGCGGCGUUUUGGUGUACAGCACAUGCACGGUGACGCUCGCAGAGAACGAGGAGCAGGUUGCCUGGGCUUUACGCACCUUCCCUGAGCUCACACUGCUACCUCAGGAACCCCGCGUGGGUGGCGAAGGCAUGCCUGGCGCGGGGCUGUCCCCGGAGCAGCUCCGCCUGCUUCAGAGGUUCCGACCUGAGUUGAGCUGGGAGGUCGCCGCCGACAUACCGCUCCCCUAUAGGGCCGACGGCGACACCAUCGGAUUUUUUAUCGCCAAGUUCCAGAAAAACUGA